UUUUUCUAGUCUCUAUUUCUUUUAUUGCUGCUUUCUAUUAUUUCCUUCUGCUAGCUUGGGGUUUUGUUUGCUCUUCUUUUUCUAGCCCCUUAAGGUGUAAAAUUAAGUUAAUUCAAAAUCUUUUAUUAUUUUUUUUAAAUAGAGCGUCAGUAUAGAGUGUCUUGCUGUGGAUAUCUUUGAGUUUAUCUUUGAAUUUCAUUGAGCUUCCUGGAUGUGUAAAUUUGUCCUUGGUAUAAUUUGGGAAGUUUUUGACUGUUUUUUCCCAGUAUUCUCUAUACUCCUUUCUUCCUCUCCUUUCAUACCCUCAUUAUGCAUAUGUUGGUAUAAUAGAUGGUGUUCCAUAAGUCUCUUAGGUUCUGUUUAUUUUUCUUCAUUCUGUUUUCUUUCUGUGCUUCAAAAUGGACAGAUUCAUUUGACAUAUCUUCAAGUUUGCUGAUUCUUUUCUCUCUCUGCUCAGAUCUGCUGUUAAAAACCCUGUAGUGAUUUUUUUAUUUCAGUUAUUGUACUUUUCAGCUCUAGUAUUUUUAUUUGGAUCCUUAUGAUAAUAUAUUUUUAAACUAUUUAUUUGUUGAGACAUUGUGUUUCUGCUUUUUCUUAGUUCUUUGCACUGGUUUCUUUUUGCUCUUUGGACAUAUUUAAGACAGUUGAUUUAAAGUCUUUGAUAAGUCCAGUGUUUGUGCUGUAGCAUGGACAGUUUCUGUUAAUUUUUUUUAUUCUGAGAAUGAGCCAUAGUUUCUUGUUUCUUUGCAUAUUUCAUAUUUUUUUUGUUGAAAACUGGGUAUUUUGAAUAUUAUGAUGGCCAAAGAAAGAAAAGAAAAAAAUACUCUUUGUGUCUUUGUAGGUUGACUCAGUGUUUGGAUAUGCCUUCAACACUUAGCCAGGCAGUUUACAGUUUUACCUUAGCCUUCGUUUGCUGCUUGCACAGAGCCUAAAGACCAGCCAGAGGUAAAAGCUUGUGGUCUUACCAGGUUUUUUCUGGGUAUGUAUUCUGCCCUGACCAUGCUCAUGGAUUUCUAGAUUUCUCUUUAUGUGCAAUAGCUUUUCAAAGCAUCUAUUCCCCUAAAAUGUCUGACUCCCUAGACUUUCCUCUUAGGCUUUCAGCAUGUGUUUUGUUUGACCCCGCUAUUGCUAUUUAUCCCAGGGGUCAGCAGCUUGUAUGCUUGGCUUUCACUGAUUUCAGUGUCUGCAUAGCUACACUAUCCUGAUAAGAGUUGAAAAUCAGUCAAAACAAAGGAAAGCCCUUUGCAGCAGACCUCAAAGGAAACCCCAGUCAGUUGCAAAACAGUCAGACGAAAUUCCUUGGGCGCAAGGUCCACGUGACUCCUCUAGAACCAAGUAUUAACAGUGGGAACGUGGGCUGCCAUCUUUAAGACUGCCACUGUGUUUGAGAGUGGGGUGGAUGUCUAGUGAAAGUUAAAGGAGGGAAUAUUGAUGUACAUCCAUCAGAAAAAGCACUCAUUGUUCAAUAUGAAGUGGAAGCCACCAUUCUUGGAGAAAUGGGGGACCCCAUGUUGGGAGAACGAAAAGAAUGUCAAAAAAUCAUUCGACUUAAGAGUCUCAAUGCCAACACAGAUAUAACUUCCCUGGCAAGGAAGGUGGUUGAAGAAUGUAAACUCAUUCAUCCUUCAAAACUAAAUGAGGUAGAACAGCUGUUGUACUAUCUACAGAACCGCCGUGAUUCAUUGUCAGGAAAAGAGAAAAAAGAAAAAUCAAGCAAGCCUAAAGAUCCACCUCCUUUUGAAGGAAUGGAGAUUGAUGAAGUUGCUAACAUUAAUGACAUGGAUGAAUAUAUUGAGUUAUUAUAUGAAGAUAUUCCUGACAAGGUUCGAGGUUCUGCUUUGAUCCUGCAGCUUGCUCGAAAUCCUGAUAACUUGGAAGAACUACUAUUAAAUGAAACUGCCCUUGGUGCAUUAGCAAGGGUCCUGAGAGAAGACUGGAAGCAAAGUGUCGAGUUAGCUACAAACAUAAUUUACAUCUUUUUUUGCUUUUCCAGCUUUUCUCAGUUUCAUGGACUUAUUACUCACUAUAAAAUUGGAGCUCUGUGUAUGAAUAUUAUUGAUCAUGAGUUAAAAAGACACGAGCUUUGGCAAGAAGAACUUUCAAAGAAGAAGAAAGCUGUUGAUGAAGACCCUGAAAAUCAAACCUUGAGAAAGGAUUAUGAAAAAACCUUUAAAAAGUACCAGGGGCUUGUGGUAAAACAGGAACAGCUAUUACGAGUUGCUCUUUAUUUGCUUCUGAAUCUUGCUGAGGAUACUCGUACCGAGCUGAAAAUGAGGAACAAGAACAUAGUUCACAUGUUGGUGAAGGCCCUUGAUCGGGACAAUUUUGAGCUGCUAAUUCUAGUUGUGUCAUUCUUGAAGAAACUCAGCAUUUUUAUGGAGAAUAAAAAUGAUAUGGUGGAAAUGGAUAUUGUUGAAAAACUGGUGAAAAUGAUACCUUGUGAGCAUGAAGACCUGCUGAAUAUCACCCUCCGACUUUUACUAAACCUAUCCUUUGACACAGGACUGAGGAAUAAGAUGGUACAAGUCGGACUGCUUCCCAAGCUCACUGCACUCCUAGGCAAUGACAACUACAAACAAAUAGCAAUGUGUGUACUUUACCACAUAAGCAUGGAUGACCGCUUUAAAUCAAUGUUUGCGUACACUGACUGUAUACCACAGUUAAUGAAGAUGCUGUUUGAAUGCUCAGAUGAACGAAUUGACUUGGAACUCAUUUCUUUCUGCAUUAAUCUUGCUGCUAACAAAAGAAAUGUACAGCUUAUCUGUGAAGGAAAUGGGCUGAAGAUGCUCAUGAAGAGGGCUCUGAAGUUUAAGGAUCCAUUGCUGAUGAAAAUGAUUAGAAACAUUUCUCAGCAUGAUGGACCAACUAAAAAUCUGUUUAUUGAUUAUGUUGGGGACCUUGCAGCCCAGAUCUCUAAUGAUGAAGAAGAGGAGUUUGUGAUUGAAUGUUUGGGAACUCUUGCAAACUUGACCAUUCCAGACUUAGACUGGGAAUUGGUUCUUAAAGAAUAUAAGUUGGUUCCAUACCUCAAGGAUAAACUAAAACCAGGUGCUGCAGAAGAUGAUCUUGUUUUAGAAGUGGUUAUAAUGAUUGGAACUGUAUCCAUGGAUGACUCUUGUGCUGCAUUGCUAGCCAAAUCUGGGAUAAUCCCUGCACUCAUUGAAUUGCUAAAUGCUCAACAGGAAGAUGAUGAAUUUGUAUGUCAGAUAAUUUAUGUCUUCUACCAGAUGGUUUUCCACCAAGCCACAAGAGACGUCAUAAUCAAGGAAACACAGGCUCCAGCAUAUCUCAUAGACCUGAUGCAUGAUAAGAAUAAUGAAAUCCGAAAGGUCUGUGAUAAUACAUUAGAUAUUAUAGCGGAAUAUGAUGAAGAAUGGGCUAAGAAAAUUCAGAGUGAAAAGUUUCGCUGGCAUAACUCCCAGUGGCUGGAGAUGGUAGAGAGUCGUCAGAUGGACGAGAGUGAGCAGUACUUGUAUGGUGAUGAUCGAAUUGAGCCAUGCAUUCAUGAAGGAGAUAUUCUCGAAAGACCUGACCUUUUCUACAACUCAGAUGGAUUAAUUGCCUCUGAAGGAGCCAUAAGUCCCGAUUUCUUCAAUGAUUACCACCUUCAAAAUGGAGAUGUUGUUGGGCAGCAUUCAUUUCCUGGCAGCCUUGGAAUGGAUGGCUUUGGCCAACCAGUUGGCAUUCUUGGACGCCCUGCCACAGCAUAUGGAUUCCGCCCUGAUGAACCUUACUACUAUGGCUAUGGAUCUUGAUAAAGUAUCUGUUUCCAUGUGUUACCUCAGCUUAGAAGAAAUCUGUGUGGGUUGGGUUAAUUUUGGAUCUUUGCCUAAUAAUGCAUGUUGAUGUUAUUGUGGGUCUGUGUUUGUUUUUAUUUUUAUAUGUUAGCUGCAGAUUAACCCCAGCCCCUUCUGUCUUCUGUUAAGUACAGUCGAUACUGACAUUGUUCACUCAUCAAACCACAUCUUGAUGCUGAGUAACAUUUCCCAUGAGCCUCAAAACUGAAUGCUGAAAAGCUACUAGACUGGAAAAGAAACACUGCAUUAUGUACGUUAAGUGACUAAUUUAAUUUCAAUUAAAAAGUGUAAAGUGAAAAUGAA
Rhinopithecus roxellana (golden snub-nosed monkey) is the source of this 4100-nucleotide messenger RNA. It is a transcript of the gene KIFAP3, whose product is annotated as kinesin associated protein 3. The record is from RefSeq and is a predicted model, not a curated record. The transcript has 20 exons. Bases 1497 to 3755 code for a protein of 752 amino acids. Gene Ontology annotation, molecular function: kinesin binding. Gene Ontology annotation, cellular component: kinesin II complex; ciliary transition zone; axoneme. Lineage: Eukaryota; Metazoa; Chordata; Mammalia; Primates; Cercopithecidae. Gene Ontology annotation, biological process: cilium organization; microtubule-based movement.